Messenger RNA from Camarhynchus parvulus, 1301 nucleotides. RefSeq names its product alpha tubulin acetyltransferase 1 (gene ATAT1). The transcript has 10 exons. Lineage: Eukaryota; Metazoa; Chordata; Aves; Passeriformes; Thraupidae. Gene Ontology annotation, biological process: alpha-tubulin acetylation. Gene Ontology annotation, molecular function: tubulin N-acetyltransferase activity. Gene Ontology annotation, cellular component: microtubule. The record is from RefSeq and is a predicted model, not a curated record.
GGCCGGGCCCGGCGGGCGGAGGCGGCGGCGGUGCCGGGCCGGGCCCGGGGCUCGGAACUCGCAACUCCAUCAUGGAGUUCCCUUUCGACCUGGCCCCGGUGCUGGGCGAUCGUUUCUGCGUGGUGGAUCAGCACCUGCGGCCCGCGGGGCGCGGCGGCGGCACCGUCAAACGGGAGGAGCUGGAGCAGCAGCUGAGGACGGUGAUCGAUGAGCUGGGCAAGGCCUCGGCCAAGGCCCAGGGCCUCUCCACCCCUGUGACCAGCGCGGUGCGAAUGGAGAGCAACAGGCACGUGCUGUACAUCCUCAGGGACACGCGGUGAGAGCCCCAAAAUCGGGGGUGUGUGCUGGGGUUCCUCAAGGUGGGGUACAAGAAACUCUUCCUGCUGGAGCGGGACGGGUCCCACGUGGAGGUGGAGCCUCUCUGCGUUUUGGAUUUUUACAUCCACGAGUCGCAGCAGCGCCGGGGGCUGGGCCGGGAGCUCUUCCGGGAGAUGCUGCAGCGGGAGCGGGUGCAGCCCCACAAGCUGGCUGUGGACAGACCCUCCGAGAAGCUCCUGGGCUUCCUCAAGAAACAUUUCGGGCUCUGCGACCUCAUCCCGCAGGUGAACAAUUUUGUCAUCUUUGAGGGAUUUUUCUCCACCAGAACAGCCCCAGCCCGGCGCCCGUUCCCGCGGCCCCGCCCCGAGGAGCCCAUCAAACCCUACUCGCUGAGCGAGCGCCACUUCCUGCGGGAGGAGCCCGAGCCCCCCUGGCCCUUUAACCUGGGCCGGGGGUCCCCGGUGCGGGGCAGCCUGCGGCCCUUCCUGGUGCGCAGGGAGACCCCCCCGGGAACCCCCCCGGGCACAGAGAGCCCCCCGGAGCCGCCCCCGCGCCGGGCCAGCUCCCUGGGGCGCGUCGGCCGCUGACCUCCCCCAGCCCCUCCCCCCUCCGGCCACUGACCACUGACCCCCCCCCAUGGCCACUGACCCCCCAAUGGCCACUGACCCAAUGGACUCAACUGGAACCAGUUCCUGCCCCAUAACCCAACUGGGAACCAGUUCCUGCCAUACUGGGAUCCAGUUCCUGCCCCAUAACCCAACUGGGAAUCAGUUCCUGCCCUACUGGAAACCAGUUCCCACCCCAUAACCCAACUGGGAACCAGUUCUCACCCCACUGGGACCAGUUCCCAUCCCAUAACCUCACUGGGACUAGUUUCCACCUUACUGGAAACCAGUUCCCACCCCAUAACCCAACUGGGAACCAGUUCUCACCCCACUGGGACCAGUUCCCAUCCCAUAACCUCACUGGGACCAGUUUCCACC